Molecule: messenger RNA, 1490 nt
Organism: Phodopus roborovskii (desert hamster)
Lineage: Eukaryota; Metazoa; Chordata; Mammalia; Rodentia; Cricetidae
Gene: Dpf3
Product: double PHD fingers 3
Exons: 9
Coding region: 67-1140 (357 amino acids)
Cellular component (GO): nucleus
Source: RefSeq, a predicted model, not a curated record
UGCCGCUUCCCCUGAGCGAACCUUUAGAACUCUGAGACAGACAAUAUUCUGUUACAUUGUAGCAAAAUGGCGACUGUCAUUCACAACCCCCUGAAAGCGCUUGGGGACCAGUUCUACAAGGAAGCCAUUGAGCAUUGCCGGAGCUACAACUCACGGCUGUGUGCAGAGCGGAGUGUGCGUCUCCCCUUCCUGGACUCGCAGACUGGGGUGGCCCAAAACAAUUGCUACAUCUGGAUGGAGAAGAGGCACCGAGGCCCAGGCCUUGCUCCGGGCCAGCUGUACACGUACCCUGCCCGCUGCUGGCGCAAGAAGCGACGAUUGCACCCGCCAGAGGACCCGAAGCUGCGGCUCCUGGAAAUAAAACCUGAAGUAGAGCUGCCCCUGAAGAAAGAUGGCUUCACCUCUGAGAGCACCACACUGGAAGCCCUGCUUCGUGGUGAGGGAGUGGAGAAGAAGGUGGAUGCCAGAGAGGAGGAAAGCAUCCAGGAAAUACAGAGGGUUUUGGAAAAUGAUGAAAAUGUAGAAGAAGGGAAUGAAGAGGAGGAUUUGGAAGAGGACAUUCCCAAGCGCAAGAACAGGACCAGAGGACGGGCUCGUGGCUCUGCAGGCGGCAGGAGGAGACAUGAUGCUGCUUCUCAGGAAGACCACGACAAACCCUACGUGUGUGACAUCUGUGGCAAACGCUACAAGAACAGGCCGGGACUCAGCUACCACUAUGCUCACACUCAUCUGGCCAGCGAGGAGGGAGAUGAAGCCCAAGACCAGGACACCCGGUCCCCGCCUAAUCACAGAAAUGAGAACCACAGACCCCAGAAAGGACCGGAUGGGACAGUCAUUCCCAAUAACUACUGUGACUUCUGCUUGGGAGGCUCAAACAUGAACAAGAAGAGUGGGAGACCUGAGGAGCUGGUGUCCUGUGCAGACUGUGGACGCUCUGCUCAUUUGGGAGGAGAAGGCAGGAAGGAGAAGGAGGCAGCGGCGGCAGCACGUACCACGGAGGACUUAUUCGGUUCCACGUCAGAAAGUGACACCUCAACUUUCUACGGCUUUGAUGAGGACGAUUUGGAAGAGCCUCGCUCCUGUCGAGGACGCCGCAGUGGCCGGGGUUCGCCCACAGCAGAUAAAAAGGGCAGCUGCUGAGCCCAUGGGACAGACUGUCUGGCCAAUUAGCCACCCCCUCUGACUCUGGUCAUUGUUCUAGUUCUGACAUAUAUUUUUAAAUGAAAGACAGCUUGGGCUUUUCCCAUUAUCCUUGCUUUUUCCUCCUACCUUCCAUGUGCCCCGUCCCCUCCUAACAUCCUUCUAUUCUGGGUACAACAGAAGCACAAACUACUGAAAACAACACAACAAAGGAGCAGAAUAAGAGUCCUCUGGGUAGAGGUGGCACCAUAGUGGGCUAUUUAUUUUCCCUAGAAAUAGGAAGUUAGGUGGAUUUUCUUUCUGCUGGGGGAGGGCAUCUUUUUGAUGUGAGCAGAGUUGAUUUCCCCAUU